Dictyostelium discoideum AX4 is the source of this 1170-nucleotide messenger RNA. RefSeq lists its product as hypothetical. NCBI's taxonomy places the organism in Eukaryota, Evosea, Eumycetozoa, Dictyosteliales, Dictyosteliaceae. Bases 1 to 1170 code for a protein of 389 amino acids. The transcript has a single exon. The record is from RefSeq and is a predicted model, not a curated record.
AUGACAGAUACCGUUUUUGAACAAAAGCAACAAAUUCAAAUAUUAAUUGAAUGGUUGGAAAAUAAUAAUAACAAUAAUAAUAAUAAUAAUAAUAACAAAAGUUGUACAGAUUGUGACAAUGAUUCAUUUGGAUUAAUUGAUUUAAGAAAUAAAGAUGAAUAUAUAAAUGGACAUUUCCCAAAUUCAACCAAUAUUCCAUUAGAAGAAUUAGAUGUCAGAAUGUUUGAAUUACCACCAAGAGAAUCAUUCAUUGGUGUAAUUUAUAAUGAAAAUGAAAAUAAUAACAAUAAGGAAAUAAUUGAAAAAUUACUAUCAAAUUAUAAACUUAAAUUCUUAAUUUCACAAAAUCAAAUCGAUAAUAAUGAAAAUGGGAAUGAACCAUCAAUAAAAUCAAAACAAUCUGAAACUGGUAACCAAUCUAAAAUGUUAUGGAAAGCAUGUCAAUACCUUAAUGAUAGUAUCAAUAUAAUCGAAUCAACUUUAAAACAGCAACAACAACAACAACAUGAAAAUAAUAAUAAUAAUAAUAAUAAUAAUAAUAAUAAUAAUAAUAAUAAUAAUAAUAAUAAUAAUAAUAAUAUUAAAUUUAAUUGUAUUGAUAUUGCAUGUGGAUCAGGUAGAGAUUGUUUAUUUUUAGCAAAUCGUAAAAUUUGGAAAGUUGUGGGUGUUGAUAAUGAUCAAACACUUUUAAAUAAAAUGAUGGAUGCAACUAAUAGAUUCAAUUUGAAUGGUAAUGUAUUUGAAUUAAACUUAGAAUUAGAACCAUUAACACCAAAACAUAAUCAAGAUGAUAAUAAUAAUUCUGAAAUUAAAGAUCAAGAAGAAAUUCAAUGUUUAAAAUUAUUACCAAAAUUAUUAGAACCUUUAAAUAAUAAUAAUAGUAAUGGUAAUGGUAAUAUUAUCAAUGGAUAUGAUUUAGUUCAUGUAGCAAGAUACCUUCAUAGACCAUUAUUUCCAUUACUUAAUGAAUUGGUUAAACCUGGUGGAUUUAUACUUUAUCAUACAUUUAUGACACCAAGUAUGGGUAAACCAAGAAGACCUAGAUUUUUAUUGAAUCCAAAUGAAUUAAAAGAAAAGUUUAAUCAAUUCAAUGUUUUAAAUUAUAUUGAAACAUAUUUAGAUGAUGGUAGACCAAUUCAAGUUUUAUUAGCUCAAAAACCAAUAAAUUAA